AUGAAUAACAUCCAUUCUCGAUUAGAAAUGUUACCGAAUGAAACGUUUAUUGAAAUAUUUCAAUAUCUUGAUAUAGAAAAUCUUUUUCGAGCAUUUGAUAAUCUUAAUUUUCGUUUUAAUACAAUACUUCGAAAUCUCAAUAAUCUUGUUUGUUAUCUUUGGGAUAACAAUUAUACUAAAAUGAAUAGUUUUAUUUCUUAUAUCGAUACUUUAAUUAUUAAUUGUCGAAUCAAUAUUAAUUUUAAUUAUUUUACAAAUAUUCGUUAUUUAAAACUUACAUGGUUGACAGAUCAAAUACUUGAACAACUCAAUACUUCUACUCUACGUUGUUUAGAACAUUUAUUUGUUAAACAAUUAAGUUGUAACUGUGCAGAUAUUUUAUAUGACAAAAUUUUUUCUAAUACUUUUCCUUGUUUAAAAUCUUUUUAUGUAUGCCAAAAUAGUAGUAUAAUAGCAAAAGAAUGGUUCGUUUGUCUUCCUGUUCUAUGCAACCUGCAAAUUGGUAUCAUCGAUCUAUUUGUUUAUGUAGCUAUUUUAUCCAAAUGUCCUAAUUUAAAUAUUUUCAAAUUUCUAUUAAAAUCACGUGACAUAUCAGUUUGUGGUAAACCACAUGUUAAUCUCAAACAAAUGACAAUAAAAUCUGAAGAUUCUAAUCUAUUAAAAUAUGAUUCAAUUAUUAAUACUUGUCUUUCAUAUGUACCUAAUCUUGAACGACUUAGCAUUCAUCAAGUUUUUUUUCAAGUAAAUAUUCCAUAUUAUUUAAAAACAGAUUGGCAUGCAUCAUCAAUUGCUAAUUAUUUACCAUUACUUCAUCGAUUUGAUUAUUAUUUUAAAAUUUGGUAUCUUGUUGGAAUUAAUACAAAACUAAUAUAUACUUUUGAUGAAAUGAAAAGAAAUUUUAAAUCUGUACAUAAUGAUCGAUAUCAAUCAAAAUUUCAUUCAAAUUUAACAUGUUAA
Molecule: messenger RNA, 957 nt
Organism: Rotaria sp. Silwood2
Lineage: Eukaryota; Metazoa; Rotifera; Eurotatoria; Philodinida; Philodinidae
Source: the annotation of a GenBank genome assembly